Messenger RNA from Oncorhynchus nerka (sockeye salmon), 9491 nucleotides. RefSeq names its product membrane-associated phosphatidylinositol transfer protein 2-like. Gene Ontology annotation, molecular function: phosphatidylcholine binding; phosphatidylinositol binding; metal ion binding. Gene Ontology annotation, cellular component: cytoplasm. Gene Ontology annotation, biological process: phospholipid transport. The record is from RefSeq and is a predicted model, not a curated record. The coding region runs from base 838 to 4842 and encodes 1334 amino acids. The transcript has 26 exons. Lineage: Eukaryota; Metazoa; Chordata; Actinopteri; Salmoniformes; Salmonidae.
AACGGGGUCCAUGACUACUGUUGAUUCAGUACAUUUGUACUCUACUGUAGGCCUUCAUGUUUUAUAAAGCAUCUUGUAGAGGUACCGUUCAGGUCUGUGAUUAAUCUGUAGCCACUGGGGGGCGCUUUCUGUCUAGCUGACAGUACAGGACGUGUAUAUGAAGUCGGACAUACUGUAUGAUUAGGAUUGCCAAUGCUUUAGCGACGUAACAUGUAGCAUACAACCACGACCUGGUAAUUUGCUACGUCAUUUUCCAAUAGAAGGAUAAUGUUGCACAUGACUUUGUUUUGGCUGUCAAUGAACGGUAGAGAGCCCGAAGGAACAUAAGCAGUCCGCUUUAUUCUCAAAGGGGAAACAGCAGGCAGACAUCCAAAUAAAUGGAAUGGCAUUCAGACUAGAAAAGCCGGACAAAUAGUCUAUGUCAAAGGAACUUGAUGUAGAGAGGUCUUGGGAUAGACAUUCGUCUUUCUGGUGCCUGUCGUGGUCAGGCAGACAGUAAAGGGACACUCAAUGCGUUGACGGCAGUGCCGCUAUUGGAGCAAAAGACGUGGAUGGAUGCAGAAUUAUUUGCAAAUUUGCUGGGUUAGCUUGCUAAAUUAUUUUAUUUAGGUGUCAUUGGUUAUAGUUAAGACAUUUCUUAGCCAAUAAACUGUGUAUUUGGACAAAUUCCAGGAAAUCCAACAGCGCAUUGGAAGAAUGCAGUGAGGAGUUUCCAUCACAUUGCUGGUCUGAACCGUAAUGUGUUCCAUCCCGGCUGUUUGAUGCUGCUGCUUGGGUAGAGCGGCUCGUUGAGACAACCCUCUGGCCCCCCCUGUGCCACCCCACCACCUAGCUACCAUGCUGAUCAAGGAGUAUCGGAUCCCCAUGCCUAUGAGCGUGGAAGAGUACCGCAUCGCCCAGCUCUACAUGAUCCAGAAGAAGAGCCGAGAGGAGAGUUGUGGUGAGGGUAGUGGGGUAGAGAUCCUAGAGAACAAGCCGUAUGAGGAUGGUCCAGGCGGGUCGGGUCAGUACACACACAAGGUGUAUCACAUCGGGAAACACAUCCCCUCAUGGUUCUGCUCCAUCCUGCCUCAGGCUGCUCUACGCGUGGAGGAGGAGUCCUGGAACGCCUACCCAUACACACGCACACGGUAUACCUGUCCAUUCGUAGAGAAGUUCUCCAUAGACAUUGAGACGUAUUAUAAACCUGACACAGGGACCCAAGAGUGCUUCAAUCUGUCAUCAGCAGACAAAAGAGCGAGGACUGUAGACCCCAUUGAUAUUGUGAAGGAUUACAUUGCGCCCCAUGAGUACCUGAUUGAGGAGGACCCUAAGCUGUAUGUAUCGGUGAAAACCCAGCGAGGCCCACUGACUGACGACUGGAUCGAAAUGAUCAACCAGAACCCCACCCAGAACCCGGUCAUGUGUGCCUACAAGCUCUGCAAGGUGGAGUUCAGAUACUGGGGCAUGCAGUCCAAGAUAGAACGCUUCAUACACGAUGUUGGCCUGCGUAAGGUGAUGGUGCGUGCCCACCGGCAGGCGUGGUGCUGGCAGGAUGAAUGGUACGGUCUGACCAUAGAGGACAUCAGACAGCUGGAGCUGGAGACCCAGCUAGCCCUGGCCACGAAGAUGGCCCAGUAUAGCCUCAGUGACAUCGAGGAGUGCGCAGCAGAGUCCAACAGGACCCCCGUCACACCUGACCGGGACUUGGAGGGGGCCCUGCGGGACGGGGGAGAGGUGGAGGGAGGAGGGGCAGGGCUGGGAGAUACGUUACAUACGCGUGGAGAGCUCACCAAGCAGUGGUCAACUUCAUCCAGGUCGUCUAAUAGAUCCUCGAAGAGAGGAAGUCCUGUGAACCAGAACAUCUCAGAGUGGCGGAUGCAGAGUAUCGCUCGUGACUCAGAGGACAGCACUGACGACGAGUUCUUCGAUGCUCCCGAGGACUUCUCUGGAGAUGAGGAGAUGUUAUUACAUGCCAAGGAGAUGAACAAGUGGAGUUCCAACGACCUGAUGGACAAGAUAGAGACUACAGAGACAGACGAAGGCCAGGAGAGCCUGUAUCAGGAGUCGGGUGAAGACUAUACAGUAACCAGUAGUGAGGAACGAUUGAUUGAGGAUGGGUCGUCUCAGCAGUGUCUGACGCCCUCCAAGAUCCACGUUCUGGUUCUGGUUCUUCACGGGGGUAACAUAUUAGACACUGGAGCAGGUGAGCCAAGUAGUAAGCAGGCUGACGUCAACACUCUGAGUGGAGCAUUUGAGACUGUGAUGAGAGUGCAUUACCCAGCAGCCCUAGGACGCAUUGCCAUCCGCAUGGUUCCCUGCCCGGCGGUGUGUGCCGACGCCUUUUCACAGGUUUCCAAUCUCAGUCCCUAUAGUUUUGAUGAGGGCUGCCUUUCCAACAGUCAGGACCACAUCCCUCUGGCUGCACUGCCUCUAUUGGCCACUUCCGCUCCGCAGUACCAAGACGCCGUGGCAACCGUCAUCCAAAGAGCCAAUCAGGUGUAUGGAGACUUUAUCAGGUCCUUGGAAGGGGCAUCCUUCUCCGGACAGGUGUGUGUGAUCGGGGACUGUGUAGGUGGUAUCCUAGGGUUUGAUGCGCUGUGCAGCAGUAACGUCAUCGUUUCAGAAAGCCAGAACAGCAGUAGACGAGGCAGCACCAUCAGCGUACAGGACACAGACCUCCUCUCCCCUGGCAUCAUAAUAAACAGUGUCUCUCUGUCUUCUCCGUCUUCUCCGACUCUGGAGGGCAGUCGCCAUCUUAGUCGCAGUAACAUUGACAUCCCUCGCAGCUCAGGGCCUGACGACCCCAAGAGAAUGCUGCCUCGCAAACGCAGCGACUCCUCCACCUACGAACUAGACACCAUCAAACACCACCAGGCAUUCCUGUCCAGUCUCCAUAGCAGUGUAUUGAGAACAGACUCAGGUUCGAGGCGCUCCAGCGGGAGUACCAUGCUAGAGGGAGGGAGGCUGGACUUCGAGGUGGCAGACUUCUUCCUCUUUGGUUCACCUCUGGGGCUGGUGCUGGCACUGAGGAAGACUGUGGUGCCGUCCAUAGAUGUCUCAUCAUUGCGUCCGGCCUGUCAGCAGCUAUAUAACCUGUUUCAUCCAGCGGACCCCUCUGCCUCCCGCCUGGAGCCCCUUCUAGAGAAGAGGUUUCACCAGCUGCCCCCCUUCUGUGUCCCCCGAUACCAACGCUUCCCUCUGGGGGACGGACACUCUGCUCUGCUGGUGGAGACUAUGCAGAGUAACCCCCAUCUCCUGUUGGAGUCAGUACCCCUGCGUUGCCAGGAGGGGGGCGCCAGUGAGACCUCCAUCCCCGUCCCUGUACGCAGCUGGCCCCAGCAGGCCUCACAGCUCAACGACACGGACAUGUUUGUGGACACCCAGUACCCGUCCUCCCCGCUGACUGGACCCCCCCACUCCAGGGGCCCCCGUAGGUCCAGUGAGGCCAGCAUCGCUAGCCAGGUGUCAGGCAUGGCCGACUCAUACACCGCCUCCAACAUCGCCAACAUUGCGUCUCGGUGGUGGGGCAGCAAGCGGAUGGACUUUGCCCUGUACUGUCCUGAUGCCCUCACAGCCUUCCCCACUGUAGCUCUGCCUCACCUCUUCCAUGCUUCAUACUGGGAGUCCACUGACGUUGUCUCCUUCCUACUCAGACAGGUGAUGAGGCAUGAGAACUCUAGUAUUCUGGAGCUGGAUGGUAAAGAGGUGACCGAGUUCAAGCCUUCUAAACCCAGAGAGAAAUGGCUGCGCAAGAGGACACACGUCAAGAUCAGGAACGUUACGGCCAACCACCGUGUGAAUGAUGCUGUGUUCACUGAGGAUGGAACACAGCUGGUGAUGGGACGCUUCAUGUACGGACCUCUGGACAUGGUCACUCUCACUGGGGAGAAGAUUGACAUCCACAUCAUGACCCAGCCCCCCUCAGGAGAGUGGAUGUACUUUGACACCGAGCUGACCAAUAGCAGCGGACGCAUCUCCUAUGUCAUCCCAGAGAGCAAGAGGCUGGGCAUUGGAGUUUAUCCUGUCAAACUGGUCGUCAGGGGUGACCAUACAUUUGCGGACAGCUACCUGACGGUGUUGCCGCGGGGAACAGAGUUUGUAGUGUUCAGUAUUGAUGGCUCGUUUGCUGCCAGUGUGUCCAUCAUGGGAAGUGACCCCAAGGUCAGAGCUGGAGCUGUAGAUGUGGUCAGACACUGGCAGGACCUGGGCUAUCUGAUAGUGUAUGUGACAGGUCGUCCAGACAUGCAGAAGCAGCGUGUGGUGGCCUGGCUGUCUCAACAUAACUUCCCUCAUGGCGUCGUGUCCUUCUGUGACGGCCUGGUCCACGACCCCCUCAGACACAAGGCCAACUUCCUCAAGGCCCUCAUCUGUGAGGCCCAUAUGAAGAUCUUUGCUGCUUACGGCUCUACUAAGGACAUUUCAGUGUACUCCUCAAUAGGCCUGCCCCCGUCACACAUCUACAUAGUGGGGCGGCCCACCAAGAAGAUGUCCAGCCAGUGUCAGUUCAUCCCAGAUGGCUAUGCGUCUCAUCUCUCCCAGCUGGAGUACAGUCAGAGGUCUCGUCCUGCCAAGACCGCCAGUGCCCGUAUCGUCCUCCGUAAGGGCAGCUUUGGACUGGGCGCGGCCGGUGGGGACUACCUCCGCAAGCGCAACCACAUCCUGCGCUCAAUCAACCCAACUGGGGGGGUGGUUUCUAGCUCCUCUGGCCAACCAGGACGUACGGAACGCACGCUGAGCCAAUGCGAGGUGGAGAGGGAGCAAGCAGCGGGGACCCAGAGGAGUAUGAGUAUAGCAGCUGGGUGUUGGGGCCGCACCGGGAGCACCAAGGAGGAGUCAGGAGGGUUACUCAGCCCUAAGUAGGGCUCACCAGACUGGGCUACAGGGGGAGGGGACCCUGCCUGACUGGACAUGAGCACCAUCUCUGGACUGGCCCUGAGAGAGAGAUGGAGAGAGGAGGAAAUAUGGUGAGAGAGAGAGAGAGAGAGAUAAAGACAAUUAUGGGAUGAAAGAGGGGAGGGAUAGGGUUAACAGAGGGAUGGAAAGAGAGGGAAAGGGGCAGAGAGGGUCUCUGGGGAAAUGGAUAUAAAGCCAGAAAGAUGGGUGUUGCUCUAACUUUGAUGUACAUUUUCUAAAGACGUUUCUACCUUAUCAUGAGAGUCUCACAGUCAAGACUUUUAUAUUACCUAUCUUGGCCACGAAAAGAACUGUAAGGAAAAACGAAACAUUUAAACAAACUAUCGUAAGCCUUAAUCGUUGCCCCCUUGGGGCCUGGAAGGCCCACCCUGGUCCGAGGAAUGGUUGAAUUUACUCUCUGCAUCUAAAGGACAAUGGGAAUUCACAACCACCCCAGCUCAGGACAGGCCCAGACAGUGGAGCCAUCAAAAGAAGUGUCAAUGGUGACCUGGAGGUCAGGGUGGUCAGUUUGUAGCCAUGGCAACAAGCCAACAACUUCACUUCUGAUUUUAUCCCUUUAUCUUCGCUGAGAUACUGUCAACAAAGAAGCACCAUUACCCUAAAGAAAGAUUGAGGGAAGAGGAGAAGAAAGAGGGAGAAGGAUACAUGGAAAGAGGGUAGAUACAGAGAGAGAGAUGCAAGGCAAAAGGGAGGGAGGGGCAAGGUUAUGGAUGAGGUGUAGAAUUUCCCUCUAGUCUCUAUUUUCCUCUACUGUUUCCAGUGUGGUACUACACAGUGAUUUGUACUGUCAACGUUGGCUCCGCUCCAGUCCUUUUAAGUCAAUAACAGAGUAGCUACAGUACCAGUACCAUGUAUCUCAAUUUGGCCUGUGGGCUGUCCCAGGCCUUAAACACCAACAACAUGUUUAUGAGUCAGACUCUGAAGGAACCCAGGACUGAGCUUAACAAGGCUUGGCUUUGAUAUAACAGAAGACAUUAGUGACACAUUUCCUCAGACAGAUAACAGCAACAAUCCCUUUACCAGACCAUCUGCUUGCAAUACCUUUCAGCCACCAGUGGUGGGCACUCUCCCACUCUGUUUUCCAUAAGCAUGAUGCUGUUGGUAGUCAUUCAGUCCAUCAUGCGGUGCCCCCUAGCGCUCAACGUUUUCAUUACACACAAUUCAGUGACCACUGGACUUCCCUAUGAUACUCUGAGGACUCUGAGCUCUUUCAUUCUUGAGGGAUGGGAUGAAUGCUAUUCAUUAGACAUUACUACAUUUCAGUCUGGAUAAAGACAUGCUUUGAUUACACUUUAUUUUACAGUUCCCCUAUCCUGUUUUAGUUUACCUGGUAGUAAUACCUCAUGAUAGACGCCUGCUGAUACCAGGUUGUUUCCAACUGUGAUUAAUUAUCUGAAGUACCAGAGAAUAUACAAUGUUAUUCCUUAGCAAAUACCAGCUGUCAUAGGACUGUAGAAUAAAGUGUUACUGAUGCUUUGACUAAAUCUAUGGCAACCUGUACACAAAAUGAAAGAUGAACACCUAACAGAGAAGCAGUAGUAGGGUUCCACCCUUUUCUAUCAUACUGUCCUGUUGUCUGGCUCCUACUGGUUAGAUAUUGAUAUGAGAGAGUGUUCCUUUAUCCUCCACUUCAAAUAUAUUCCCAUUACUAAUCACACAAAGCCAACGCAGGGUCAAAACACCAAUCUCUCUCUUAACGGCUGCAGUUUCUCAACCUGUUCAACCUCGUUGUUCUUAGCACUAGUUUAUGGCGGAGAAUCUAGUUACCAUCUCAUGUAGCUACAUAUUGUUACCUUUGUAGUGCAUGAUAUAAUAACUAUUCAUUAUUGCAGGGUCUGUGUGCUACAGUACUUACACUAGUGUACAUUUUUUAAAUGUCAGGAUUACUUAAUCAUGUAAGUAAAUGUGCCAAGAACAAGACAGUUGUUGGUUAGGUGUGGAAAGAUAAUGUACCAGGCUGUAUCCAACCUUUCCUUUGUGCUGUGUAUGGUGAGAUGAGUUGGAGCUUGUUGCAUUGAGAUCAUGGCGGUGUGGCUUUAACUAAAAGGCUGUGCUGUUAUAUACUGUCUUUUACAGAUGUAAAUCAGAUUAGAUCUAUGAAUUUGUAGAUAUGUUUUAAUCCAACAUAUUGUCCAUAUCUAAGUAAAGGACAUAAUUGCUGAUAUAGGAUGUGGUUAUGGUUUCACUUAUGACUUGAGCGCAUGUAAGCUCUAGCAUGUUGCUUUGAUUCUAGGGACACUAUUGUCAACUACAGUAAGGUGGCAGGUAGCCAAGCUGUUAGAGUAUUGGACCAGUAACUAAAAGUUUGCUGGUUUUAAUAACCCAGGCUGACAAAGUGAAAAAAAUCCCUUAAAAAACAACUAAUUUGACCAAUGUGGUGGGAUGUAGGGAUACCUAGUCAGUUGUCCAACUGAACAUAGCUUCCGCAUUAACCCAACUCCUCUGAAUCAGAGAGGUGCGAAAGGCUGCCAUAAUUGACAUCCAUGUCUUCAGCACCCGGGGAACAGUGGGUUAACUACCUUGCUCAGGGGCACAAAGACAGAUUUUUACCUUGUCCGCUCAGGGAUUCAAUCCAGCAUCCUUUUGUUUACUGGCCCAACACUCUAAUCACUAAACUACCUGCCUCCCUAUGUAUGUGACAAUAAAACACCCUUGUAUUGUCAACCUAAAUGGAAGGUUUGAUUUAUUGCUAUCUGUUAUACAACGGGUGGGUCUAAUACUGAAUGCUGAUUGGCUUAGGUGAGGAUUGUUCAUGUGAUUAAAGCAAUAGUUUUUGUCAGACAUUGAUCAGACCAAAAAAAUAAUAAUCUAGUCUAAUGUCAAGUCCAUUUGUUGUGUACGGUAGUUCUAGUUACCUAAGGCCACUUUUGAGGUCUUUAAAAAAAAAAAUGGUUGGAAUUUGGUUCUGCAGUGAACUACGAUUUUAACCAAGGAUGUAGACUAGAGCUGUAGCUGAUUGGCUGGAAGGCACUGUGAGGUUUUAGAUACAGCCAUACUGUCCCUCUCUGGCCUGUGGGUUGGUGAUGAUGAGCUAGUGGAAUGUCCUCCUGCUACAGAGCUGGAGAGCCCAGACUGUACAGGAGCCAUGGAUGUCUGUCUGUCAGUGUAGAUAAGGUCAAAAUGAUAUUGUAUAUGUAGGAAUAUAAUGGUUGAGAGGUAUUUAUAUCCAUAACUCAUGUGGUUACUAAAUAUGAUGGAUCUUUCAGGUGAAUAGCGUUUUGUUUAUGAUGAUGAUCUAGAUGUGAAUAGGAGGACCAACAGUCAGUGGAAGGUGUUUGUUUUCUUAGCCAGUGCAAUAUUAUUAUUGUUCCAGUCGCAGAACCACAAGCAGACACAGACAGUCAGAGACCACAGCAGAGACAAUCUAUAUAUUGUAUCUAACAUGCACGAGCAUAGACAACAUAGACAACAUCUAGUUCUACUGUCCCUUUACAAAGGUUAACUGUUACGAUUUUAUAGUGCAAACAAAACUAUUUUUCAAACCGGACCAUUUUACAAAGUCUUUGACAGAAUACUGUAUUGCUUCCUAUCGUGUGUGAAGGUAGAUUUUUUAGUCAGAAUGAAGAAGUGGUUGAAUGUGAACAUGUGAACGUGAAACUCCAUCCGCUAUUUGAAUUGUAUUAGGUGGUGUUCAUCAUUCAGACUGGGUUAGCCCUUCAAUACUGUAUACAGUAUGUAUAUAUCAGUUAUGUUAACCACUUAACCGUACAGUAUGUCUUGAAAUAGAAAUGUAUGUCAGAAAAAAUGACUGUUUAUAUUUGAGAAUAUUACAAUUAUUGCCACUUUAGUAGCAGUCUUGCAUGUACUCCUAUUAGAGGUCAGUGUACACCAUGUCCAGGACAUGUUCUACUGUAUGGGGCUGAAAUAUUAUUAAUAAGAUGCUUAUGUAGCUACCACGUAAAUACAUCGAUUUCUGAAUACUUAAUAUGCUGUAAAGUGGGACCAAUAUAUUUAGCUACAAUACAGUACAUACAUAACAUGUAUGUCAUUUACUCAAGUAUUAAUAAUAUAAAAUGUACACAAGCUUAACAUGAUUAUAUCCAUUAACAGAUUGGGAAUGUUUUGUACAGUAUUAGUACAAUACACUAAUGGCAUAUACUAUCACUCUAAAUAUAUAGAUAUAUAGGGGUAACAUAUACUGGUUGAGGUGGCAAUAAUUUAAUUAUAUUUUGAUUAUAUGCAGUUUAUUGGACAUAAAGGUAGAAUAGUAAUCAUAUAAUGCAUAUUUGAAUUUGAAGGCAUGUACAUAAAUGAAAUAGUGUUCUGUACCUCUUACAAUCUCAUCCAUUUCCCUUUGUAGCAGGUCUGAAUUUCAAAUGGUUUCAGAUAGUUUUUAUAUUUGACAGUUUAUCAUGGUUUUCUUUUACAGAAAAACAAAACAUCAUCAUCAGCAUUAUUAGGCAAGGCCGUAAGAAGUAUACUUAUGUACUUGAAGUGGCACAUAUUUGAAACGUCUCCAACAUCAGAUCUGUAUGCAGAUCCCUCACUGUUCGCUCUCUCUCUCCUCUGGUUCAUAGCUCACUUUGAACCUUCGAGGGUGAGAGCUCGCUGUAUCAUUGUCUCUGUACUGUGGAAUAAAUACAAUUGGAAAAGGA